UACCGUGUUACAUCUUCCUUUGAGGUUGUUCCGUAUUACUUCACUGCUGAACACUACUAAACCCCCUACCACAGAAGUAGAAGGUACUUACUUCCUAGGAACUCAAACAAUACUCCGUAGUCUAAACCAUCCCCCCCCCCUUAUACAGUACAACACUAACACCAACAUUUCAUUUCACACUCCUACUCUCACACUCUUGCUCUUACUCCUACCAUUUCCACUUCCACUUCCACUUCCACUAUACUCUCUACUCUCUCCUCUUCCUCUCCCUCGUCUCUCUAAAACUUCUUCCCCUCACUUUCAUCUCCACCGACUCCACAUCUGCCUCUUCUGUAUCUAUUAGAGUGGCACAUUUAAUACCUCCCCUGCGUUUCGACCAGCCCCACUCCUCAUUCCUACUGGAAUCGGGAGUCUAACGCCUUCCUUUACACCUCUUGACACCGGAGUUCAGCAUCUUGCCAAUCCUCGGUGACACAGCUUCGCUGCCUUCAAGUUUGUUAUAUCCGCCCCCAAACUCGAGUAUUGAGAGCCACGACUACCGCGGCCCAAUAUCUCACCGACACCGGUUCUCCAGGCCGGAAGUGCUUCAAGACGACUAGAACCACGUCGCCGCUACGCUCAGAACCCUACGCUCAUCAUGAGUACUGCCAUCGCAAUGGCUCCGUCGCCCGCUCCCCAUGACCGAAACGCAUACGUGGAUAUUGCGCCGUCAAACUCUUCGCCGCGCCAGACUCGCAUCGCGGCACCUAGCGCAUCGAACCACCAUGAGCCGAGAUCAGAGAGCACGAGUCCCAGAGGCUCGUCGGGCUCAAAAAGCUCGCCAACGAGUCUCCGAAAUGCCCCUCCCCCAAAGAUCAUACCCCCAAAGAUCAUCGUCAAGAAAGAGCCCGCGUCGCCCGGCCUCCCCACCUCCCGCCACAGGCCGCGCAAGCUCGACCUCUCCAAGAACAACUCCAGCGCCGCAAACUCGAACCAAAAAGGCACCGCGCCGCUCACAUCGCGAGAAACAGGCGGCCUCGCAAUCCAAGACGUCGGCCUCGCCUGCCUUUCCCCCGGCUUCGUGACGCAUGACCCAACAAUGCGCGAGCAGCUCCAGCGCAGCAUCUCCGUACGCGAACAACAGCGCCACAUCAUCGAGUCGCGGCUCCAACAAACCGGGCGCCCCGGCGACGCGCCCCUCGACAGCGCAAAAGAGAUGCCCGGCCCCAGCGCCUUUGGGUCUAUGAAAACCCCUGGCACAUCGCGCCGCAAGGCGCCCCCCGGACUCAGCAUCGUGGCACCCUCGCACGAGCAGUUCGCCAACGAGCGCGUCAUCCAGUCCGCGCCGCUGAACCAGACGUUCACGGGGCGCCAUCAACCGCAUCCGCUGACGCGACACGUCCAGAAUCAGCCCUCGAACCUCUCGAAUACGUCGCAUAUCCACCAUGUACCCGCUACGCAGACGGCGAACCGCCUCCCUCCCAUCUCUGACGUCUUUGCAGCCGAAAACCUCGGGCAGCACCGCGACGCAGCGAAUAACGGACCAAAAACUUCGAUAUAUCCCCCUUCCUCUAACGCCGCGUCCCAUCACAACCGCCACACCGGCUUCCCCUCCCCCACCCACGCCGCGCAACAACAACCCCCGCAUUCCGCGCGCCCGCGCGAGUACCGCUCUGCUGAAGAAGCGCAAGUCGAGCUCGCGGGGGGAAGGCCGGAGUUGAUUCCUAAAAUCGUGCAUUAUGGCGGUCAUCAGCCUCCUACGCCGCCGAGUCCGCAGACGGGGAAUGCGAUGCGCAACGGUGGGGCGGGACGGAGGCGGGGGAGGGAGGAGUAUGAGGAGGGACGGAGUCCGCCGUUGGGGCAGGGACCAGCUGCUGCGAGGAGGACGGCUGCGGGAGUGAGUGGUGCGUUUGGGGAGGGGAGGGAUAGUGAGGAGGCUGUGAGGGCGAAGAAGGAGGAGUUUUUGAGGUUGUGUGAUCGGGCUUGGGAUUUGUUCCAUUUGUAGGAUCUUUGUUUGAGGAGAUGGAGAGGGGUAUGACGUACACGACGGGCUUGAUGAGGCCGAUUCACGAACUGGGAUUUGGGAUACUACUACUAGUACUACUACUACUUGUUGCUGGUGGGAUGGGGGGAUGGGGGGGUUAUAAUUUUGUUUCACACCGGACAGGACCGGGUCGGGCUCCCUGGAUUGAAAUGAUUCGGAUACCACAUUUUGCUUUUCUACAUUCUCCGCUACACCUAUUUUUCGUGCUGUUUUUUGUUGUUGCUGGUUGUCUGCUGUUUCUCUUCUUAAUUCUUUCUUCUUUCUUCCUUCUUCAGCCCUACCGCAUGAGCGAGAGCGGGUGCGCGUGAGCGGGAGAGGGGGCGAUGCGAAGGGUGUGUAUGCUAUAUUACUAGGGACCCUUGUUUUUUUUAAUAUCCACGCUACGGCUGUAAAAGUGAGGUGUUUAACGGUUGGGGGAGGGAGUUUUAUUUGGCUGGCUUGCUUUGGUGGUUGGGCGGGCGGUGGGGCGACGUCGCUGCUGGCGGGGACGGGGUUAAGGGGUGGAAGUUUUGGG
This is a messenger RNA of Pseudogymnoascus destructans, 2537 nucleotides long. RefSeq lists its product as uncharacterized. NCBI's taxonomy places the organism in Eukaryota, Fungi, Ascomycota, Leotiomycetes, Thelebolales, Thelebolaceae. The transcript is spliced from 3 exons. The coding region runs from base 638 to 1984 and encodes 448 amino acids. The record is from RefSeq and is a predicted model, not a curated record.